Molecule: messenger RNA, 2094 nt
Organism: Camelina sativa (false flax)
Lineage: Eukaryota; Viridiplantae; Streptophyta; Magnoliopsida; Brassicales; Brassicaceae
Product: putative ubiquitin-conjugating enzyme E2 38
Molecular function (GO): ubiquitin conjugating enzyme activity
Source: RefSeq, a predicted model, not a curated record
UUGGAGUUUAAAAAAGAGUGUUCCAAGCGAUUGAGUUAUAAAAUCUAUCUCACUGUUUGUGUUUGGGUGUCUGUGUAUGUAAUAUAUAUACUCCGGCGCGAAUUGUGAAGUGAGAAAAGAAAGAAUCAAACUUUGGGAAUUUCGUCAAUGGAGCCCGACGUUGUGGAGAUCCCACCUCCUCCUCUGAUGGCUUCUGGCUCGAGGAAUCGUAAACCCAGAAAGGCGUUUCCUGAAGUGAUUGAUGUGGAAAGUUAUGAAUUCCGCAGUGGUGGUGGUGUUCUUAAUAAUAAUAAUAAUAACAAUCUUGUUGAUAAGAAGAACAAAGGGAAGGCAAUACAAGUUGACUCCGUUUCUUACAACAACGUUCACUCUCAUCAUCCGCCGCUUAACGUAGAGACGUUCCAAGACUAUUAUGGUCAUAAUAACCCUUUUGGUAAAGUAGCUAAUCAACCAAUUGAUGUUGAUGACUACUCUAUGUUUCAAGACGUUCUUGAUCCUAAGAAUGUCCCAGCUGGUGCAGAGGUGAUGGUACCUUGGGGUUUAAAUUCUAGCAGUAAUGGAACAGGGAAAUCAAGUAGAAGCAUUCUGAGAAGUCAAUCGAUGAAAGAAACUGGAAACUCAUAUCUGCCAGCUGCUACUGUUCCUCAAUCAUGGGAUUAUUCUUCUGGUUCGUUUUUGCCACAGCACAAUCAGGCUACCUAUCCUUCUCCAUCGUUUAAUGUGGUCCAACCUCAGACUCCUGGUGUAGUGAUGGUCCCUAAUCCUAGUCCAAACUCGUUUAGAUAUGAUGCUUCUGCUAGUUCUUUUCAGCCUAUAGCGGCUGGGGUUACUUCUUCAGUUGAGAAUUCUAACAAUGUUAGGAAAACUAAGCAAGAUUUUCUGCGAGAUUUUAAAAGAUUUGACACGGUUGAUGAUUUCUCAGAUCAUCACUAUGUUUCUAAGGGGAAAAGUUCAAAGCAGCACUCGAAGAAUUGGGUGAAAAAGGUUCAAGAUGAUUGGAAGAUUCUUGAGAAAGAUUUGCCAGAGGCAAUAUAUGUCAGAGCCUGUGAAACAAGAAUGGAUCUUUUGAGAGCUGUAAUUAUUGGAGCGGAGGGAACUCCUUACCAUGACGGUCUUUUCUUUUUCGAUAUUCAGUUCCCAGAUACCUAUCCUUCAGUACCACCAAAAGUUUAUUACCAUUCCGGAGGGCUUAGAAUAAACCCGAAUCUAUACAAUUGUGGUAAAGUAUGCUUGAGUCUUCUCGGUACCUGGUCCGGUAGCGCGAGGGAGAAAUGGCUUCCAAAGGAGUCCACAAUGUUACAGCUUCUUGUCUCGAUCCAAGCACUCAUCUUGAAUCAAAAACCAUACUUUAACGAACCUGGCUAUGAGCGGAGCAAGGGGACUCAAUCAGGCGAGGCCCAUUCUACAGUUUACAGUGAGAAUGUAUUCAUAUUGUCGUUGAGGACUAUGGUUUACAGCAUGAGGAAACCACCCACGCAUUUUGAGGAGUUUGUUCGUUGCCAUUACUUUCUCCGGUCUCACGACAUAGUGAAAGCGUGCAAUGCUUAUAAAAAUGGAGUUCCUCUUGGAUCGAUGGUUAAAGGCGGAGUCCAAGACCUUGAACAAACUAGCCAGAGCGGCUCCAAGAAGUUUAGAGCCGAUGUAGCUAGCUUUAUGCAGACAGUGGUUGAUGAAUUCGUCAAACUAGGAGUCAAGGAGCUUGCAGAGAAACCAAAACCACCUGAGUUCAAUGCUAACAUAAGGAAUCAGAGCAAUAAUACUAACCGUAAGAGAAGCAGAUCAUCGAGCAUAAAAGACUUUCUAGCAAAUAUUGGACGCUGCGUUUUUCAACAGUAGGAGUUGAGUGAGAGUAGUAGUCGCAACAACGUAUCAAUCAAGUUGAAGACUCGAGGAACAAGACUUGGUGGCGACUGCGAGUAGUAGUAGUGGAUCUAACAUAUGGAGUAGAAGAUUUAGCCAAUUUUUUUUUUACUAUUUUUAUAUUAUUUAUUACAAUUCCGGUUUAGAGAAGUGGUUUUUUUUUUUUUAUAAUUGACAAAUGGUUUUUAUAAUUGGGUUUUACCAUUUUUCUGUUUAGAUUCACAUAGUUGGAGA